AUGCAAUACAUACAAGCACCGUCUUAUACUGAAUGGACAGUACCAUUUGGUUAUGAACAAUUUUAUUGUAACAAUACGAAUCGUCAUCAUCAUCUUUCAUCAAAUGCAAGUAGUCUUACCGAUGGAAGUUCAGCAUAUGGUAGUUCAACUAGUUAUCUAUAUGAUAUUGUACCAUCAGCUACAGGCCCAAUAUCACCUGAAUUACAAACAAAUUAUGAAGUUUAUUAUGCAAAAAAGAAAAAACGUAGUAAUAAUCAAGUAAUUGAAGAUAAUAAUGGUUUAUAUAAAAAAGAAAAACGAAAUUUAAAUGAUGGUUUUGAUGAUGAAAAUCAUGAUUAUAUUGUACGACCAGGUGAAAUAUGGCUUGAACGAUAUACUAUCGAUUGUCUUAUUGGAAAAGGAAGUUUUGGACAAGUUGUUAAAGCAUUUGAUCAUAUUGAUGGUGAAUAUGUUGCUAUAAAGAUAAUUAAAAACAAACGACCAUUUCUUUCACAAGCACAAAUUGAAGUACGUCUUCUUGAAUUAAUGAAUCAACAUGAUAUUGAUAAUAAUGGUUAUAUUGUUAAAUUAAAACGAAAUUUUACAUUUCGUAAUCAUUUAUGUCUUGUUUUUGAAUUAUUGUCAUAUAAUUUAUAUGAUUUAUUACGCAAUACAAAUUUUCGUGGCGUAUCAUUAAAUUUAACACGUAAAUUUGCAUUACAAUUAUUAUCGGCAUUACUUUUUCUAUCCCAACCUGAGCUUAAUGUACUUCAUUGCGAUCUGAAACCUGAAAAUAUUCUUUUGGUUAAUCCAAAACGAUCAGCUAUUAAAAUUGUUGAUUUUGGUAGUUCAUGUCAAAUUGGUCAACGUCUUUAUCAAUAUAUUCAAAGUCGAUUUUAUCGUUCACCAGAAGUAUUACUUGGUAUUCCAUAUGAUAUGGCUAUUGACAUGUGGAGUCUUGGUUGUAUCCUUGUUGAAAUGCAUACAGGUGAACCAUUAUUUAGUGGUACAAAUGAAUAUGAUCAAAUGAUGAAAAUUGUUGAAGUACUUGGUAUGCCACCGAAUCAUAUACUUGAACAAGGGACAAAAACUAAACGAUUUUUUGAUCGUUUACCAGAUAAUACAUGGAUACCACGAAAAAGUAAAGAAAGAAGGUAUCGAGCACCAGGUACACGUAAAUUACAUGAUGUACUUGGCGUUGAUGUUGGUGGUCCUGGUGGUCGUCGUACUGGCGAACCUAAUCAUUCCGUAUUAGAUUAUAUGAAAUUUAAAGAACUUGUUCAACAAAUGCUUGAAUAUGAUCCAAAACGACGUAUAUUACCAUUUAAUGCAUUACAAGCAAGCUUUUUUAAACGAACAUAUGAUGAAACAUCAACUAUGAAUCAUCCAUCGUCAUCGACAACAAAUGUUUUAUUAACAAAUACAAAUAAUAAUGGUACAAAUAAUGUUAAUAGUUUAUUACAACAAAAUAAUUCUCUUAUUACAAAUCAUACAAAUAUUCCUUUAUCAUCGAAUCUCAAUUCGAAUGGUUCACCUAAUCUUGAUCCGAUGCAUAUUAAUUUACAUCAAGUAAAACCAGAAGCACGAAAAGUGAUAAAUACUACUAAUCAUUUAUAUAUAAAUGCUCUUCGUUAUCGUCAAGAUUCGUAUCGUCAUAUAAUUGAAACAGUUCCAUCAACAAAUCAACCAUCACGUGCAAAUCAGCAGUAUCCACCACCGAAUCUUUGGCAACCAAAUGAUUCAACAUCACAACAACAAAUAUUUAUGCCUGGAAUUCAAAGACCAUUUCCAGGUUUAGCUCCAUCAGUUCAACAACAAUCAUCAAAUUCAUCUAUAGCACAAUUAACAAAUGUUAAUCAAAUUGGUAUUCCAACAUCAUCAUCAUCUUAUUUAACUAAUUAUCCAAAUGUAAAUCAAACAAAUAAUACAACAUUUAAUGAUGAUCCAACAAAUAUAAAUCGUCAUUUUCCAAUUAUUGAUACUAAUUUAGCAUCAAUUGAUCUUAGUGUACCAACACAAUUUCAAACAACAAAUAAUUCAACGAACAGCUAUUAUCCUUCUCAGCGAAUUCAUACAUCACCGUCCGCAACAGCAUCAUUUCCACAAUUCUUUGGUUAUGUUCCACCUAGUUUUAAUCAUCAUCAUCAUUUAUCAUCGAAUGUUGACGAUGCUUCUUUGCUCAUUCAAAAUCCUAGUUUGACUUGA
Rotaria sordida is the source of this 2184-nucleotide messenger RNA. The record is from the annotation of a GenBank genome assembly. Lineage: Eukaryota; Metazoa; Rotifera; Eurotatoria; Philodinida; Philodinidae.